This is a messenger RNA of Aaosphaeria arxii CBS 175.79, 1987 nucleotides long. Its product is annotated as siderophore biosynthesis protein-like protein. Gene Ontology annotation, biological process: siderophore biosynthetic process. Bases 283 to 1932 code for a protein of 549 amino acids. The transcript has 2 exons. The record is from RefSeq and is a predicted model, not a curated record. NCBI's taxonomy places the organism in Eukaryota, Fungi, Ascomycota, Dothideomycetes, Pleosporales.
UCCCCGCAAUUUAGAUAUCGGCCUUCUCCGCUCUCCUGCAGAACCCUGCAAUAGCUUUCCUGUCCAUCACCUGUCUGUCGUCUGGGCAGUCACCCGUCAUCUUGUCAGUCACCUGUCAGCACAGCAAGCUCUGACUACCCCGUGCUAGAAAUAAGAUCGGUUCCUGGACUAGUACACCUGGUAACCACGCUAUGAAUUGUUGCUCAUAAUCAUCUCAUCCUGCUAGCAUUCACCUUAUCACCAAACAAUAUCUUGAUCCACCAGGACACUACCAACGCUUCAAUGGCCCCCUCUAUAGUUCACCUCCCCAAUGGACAGAAUAUUACUGUGACUCCGGUCUUCGGGGGUCUCUUUUUCAAGCCAAAUGAUCUGCUAAAUCAUCCUCGAUCGCCGUUCCCACCUGGCUGGACCAUUAUCAUCCACUCCGAAGACGAUGUCAACCCGGAGCAAUCCGGCAUGAGCAGUGAUCCAGACGCCUCAUCAGCUACAGAAGAGGGUCACAUCCAAAAGAUAAGACACCAUGUCCACCGCUUCAGAAAACCCACCCUGCAAAACGACCAUCUCUACAUCUCCUCGAUAUCCAACCCCAGCGCGAGCGAGUUCAAACCCGCUGCAUCGCCCACGCGACAGCUCGCCAUGAUGCUCUGGGCGACAUUGUACUGGUACUUCCACCAAACGGAGCCUGACCUACACAUGACAACCAAUGCCUCAAAGGACACAGCCGAACAUGGAAAACCAAAGGGAGAAUGGAAAAUCACCAUCAACCGGGAAGGCAUAUUCAAAGGAAGAGUCGUGCUCCCUAAGCUCGAACGCAUGGGCCUGAUAGCCAGCGAGGACUCGAGCGUGGGAAUUGCAAACGAAGAGAAUUCCCCCGAGGGUUGGACCAAUAUGUUCGUCAGUAGGAGGUCGUUCUGGCAAAUGGAUCCACGAAUCUAUCUCUUCACGCUCUCCCCAAUGCCGCAGUCUCCAUAUCCAUUAGACUCUCCAUAUCCCUCGCGACCAUGCUCGCCCGUCCGAGGUGAAUCGCAGCAAGCGAAAGACAGCUCUGGAGAUCAACUAUCUCCAGGCCUUUGGGCCCCUACAGCCCCUGGUCCCUUCCACUCGACUAGUCACCUCCCGACCUACUUCCCACCGGCGCCCCCGCAAUACACUUUUUCCAACCACGUCCGACACCCUAUCCGUCCCAAGCCUCCUCGGCAGGGCGAAGUGUUCUACACACGCUUCAUCCCGAGUGUGGGCCAAUACCUAUCGUUCCGCGUGGCGUCACUGUCCACGAAGCCGCCUCGACACCAAGGACCUACAUCCCUCAACAUGUCAUCCCCAAGGAACUCCAUGAACACCAUCGCCUCCACCGACUCGAUACUCCCAACGAUCGCCUCUCUGAACCUCGCUGCUGCCGGCGGUAACGCCCCUACCAGCAGCAUCGCCAACGGGCCCAGCGAUCUCGAAUACAUCCACAAGUGGAUGAACGAGCCGCGAGUUUCGCACUUCUGGGGCCAAUCUGGCCCCCAAUCGCACCAAGAGGAAUGCCUCAAAUCCGUGCUGCGCUCCAAGAACUGCUUCCCCGUGAUCGGAUGUUGGGACGGUAAGCCCUUCGGCUACUUCGAGAUCUACUGGGUGAAGGAGGACGACGUAGGCAGGCACGUCCCCGGUGCGGGCGACUACGACCGUGGGUUCCACUGCCUCGUCGGAGAGCAGGAGUUUAGGGGCCCCCACAGGGUGAAGGUCUGGAUCAGCGCGCUGGUGCAUUACUGUUGGACAGCGGACCUCAGGACAGAGUCCGUCAUGUUGGAGCCUAGGGUCGACAAUGCAAAACUCAGAGACUACCUCGUCGCAUCAGGCUUCUACAAGGAGCGAGAGAUCAGCCUACCCCACAAGCAAUCGAACCUGAUGAAGAUACGUCGGGAUGCAUGGCAAGGCCCCGCCCUUUGAAACGUGACGCGUUUACAAUUUGAGUCCGUCGCUAAGAGAAUGUAUGCAUGAUAUU